This is a messenger RNA of Acaulospora colombiana, 768 nucleotides long. Lineage: Eukaryota; Fungi; Glomeromycota; Glomeromycetes; Diversisporales; Acaulosporaceae. The record is from the annotation of a GenBank genome assembly.
GAAUCUCUGGAUAGGAUGCGGAAGUUGGAUAGCUUUGUUCGUGAAACGCAGCGUCUUUCCGGUAUCCAGAAUGGUACGCCAGAUUCCGCCGCCUUCUUUCACUCCUACCCAGGGUUUCAUUGUAUUUAUGCUGACUCUCACCUCAAUUCAGCAUCCAUGAUACGUCUCGCAUUACAAGACUUCACCUUUUCCAACGGCGUUCGCGUUCCCAAAGGAGAAACCGUUGCGGCUGUCGGCAAUGCCCUGCACCAAGACCCAGAUGUCUAUGCAGACGCUCUUGAGUUUAGGCCGUUCCGUUUCUACGAGCUCGGAGAAGCCGAAAGAGCAGUCCAUACGUCCCACAAGUACGACAUGAUCACGCCGAGUCAUGACUACUUGGCUUGGGGAUUGGGCAAGCACGCUUGGUAUGUCCAGAUCCAUACUGUCUACAAAUACAACUCUGAUAGAAUUGAUCGUCGCAAUCGUCACCCAACCUUCACUCAUACCACGGCACCAACUCGACGGUUCAGCCCCGGGAGAUGGUAUGCGUCCAUGAUCGUGAAACACCUCCUCGCCUACGUCCUCAUAUUCUACGAGUUCAAGUUCACCGAUGCGACUGCGGCUGCUGCCAUGAAAGCUAACGCGAACUUACCCACGGGGAAAGCUGGCACCACAAAGACCAGACCCAAGGACCUCGAACUCGGUGGAGGCUGCCUCCCAAACACUAAGGCAGAGAUGCUGUUUAGGAAGCGCAAGGAUGAAGAUGUCGCAUUUCUUUCAUCGGAUUAG